AUGAAAUGGUAUCAAGAAAGGGCUAUUUUGUCACCAACAAAUAAGCAAGUCGACAAAUUAAAUGAUUUGAUUCUAUCUAGGUUUGACGCUCAAUCACAAAUGUACUAUUCAGUUGAUACAGUUUUAGAAAAAGAAGAUGCAGUCCAUUUAUCAACUGAAUUUCUUAACUCUUUAACGCCUUCUGGAGUCCCACCACAUACACUGAUUUUAAAAAUAGGGGCACCUAUUAUUUUAAUGAGAAAUUUGAGCCCACCCACACUUUGCAACGGUACAAGACUACAAAUCAAAAAAUUGAGAAGUUCAUUACUCGAGUGCAUAAUAUUAACAGACUGUGAUUUACCUUUUAAGUUUAAACGUAUUCAAUUUCCUGUUGAAUUAGCAUUUGCAAUGACUAUAAAUAAAGCACAGGGACAAGCACUUAACGUUGCUGAAAUUGACCUAAGCGUUCAAUGUUUUUCUCACGGUCAAUUAUACGUCACCCUGUCACGUGUGACAUCCAAAUUUAAUUUGUAUAUUUUUGCCCCCGAUCCAGAAAAAGUUGAUAACAUUGUUUACAAAGAAAUUUUUUAA
Metopolophium dirhodum (rose-grain aphid) is the source of this 570-nucleotide messenger RNA. RefSeq names its product ATP-dependent DNA helicase pif1-like. Bases 1 to 570 code for a protein of 189 amino acids. Lineage: Eukaryota; Metazoa; Arthropoda; Insecta; Hemiptera; Aphididae. The record is from RefSeq and is a predicted model, not a curated record. The transcript has 2 exons.